CUGAAAUACGAUUGAUCAAACCAUGCUGGACUGAGGGCAGUGGCUCGAAAUCAAUGGGUUGCCUUUGAAAUCGUUUUCGGCGGGGAAUCUUUUUUCAACACAGAGGGACUGCGAGAGAGUGUGCGCGCGAGUGUUGUGUGUGAGUGACAGAAAAAAAACGAGGGAGGGAGGGCAGGCGGAAAGAAAUAAUCUUUCAACGAUGGAACUUACAAUGGAAAACAUUGGCAACAUGCACGGCGUUUCCCAUUCUCAGGCGGGAGACCUGAUGAAUUCUUCUCACGGGCGACCGUCAUCAGCAUCCCACCGGAACUUAGUAUCGCACGGACGCUCAGCCAUGGUCUCCAGCAUGGCUUCUAUCCUCGAGGGCGCCGGUGAGUACCGGACGGAUCCUACGCUCUCCGGGCACCUGCACCCGGCGAUGACAAUGUGCGAGUCCGGCAUGAGCCUAUCCAACACGUAUACCACCCUGACCCCUCUGCAGCACCUUCCUCCUAUCUCCAGCGUCUCUGACAAGUUUCAUCACCCCCACCCACACGCGCACCACCAUGCCGCGCAUCAGCGCCUCGCGACCGGCAACGUAAGUGGGAGUUUUACCCUGAUGCGAGACGACAGAGGCCUGGCAUCAAUGAGCAACCUGUAUGGGCAUUACCCCAAAGAUAUGUCCGGGAUGGGACCGCAACUGUCGCCGCUCUCCAACGGCCUGGGCUCCUUACACAACUCCCAGCAGACGUUAUCCGCGUAUGGGCCCAGUGCGCACCUGGCCAACGACAAGAUGCUGUCCACGGGAGGAUUUGAAUCCCACGCGGCGAUGCUUUCCCGUGGCGAGGAGCACCUCGCUCGGAGUUUAGGGGGACACGGGCAUGGUAUGAUAUCUAACCUCAACGGCAUGCACCCGCAUAGCCACCUACACUCACAGGCAAAUGGCUCCAUGCUGGCCGAAAGAGAGAGGCAUGGUGUCGGGGCCGGGCAAGGUGGAGGGUCUGGACAGGUGGAGGAAAUCAACACCAAAGAGGUGGCACAACGGAUCACAGCAGAGCUAAAACGCUACAGCAUACCUCAAGCAAUUUUCGCCCAGCGGAUCUUGUGUCGAUCACAGGGUACUUUGUCAGACCUCCUGCGGAACCCGAAACCAUGGAGUAAACUGAAGUCCGGCCGGGAAACAUUUCGGCGCAUGUGGAAAUGGUUACAGGAACCCGAGUUUCAGCGGAUGUCAGCUCUCCGACUAGCAGCGUGCAAGCGGAAGGAGCAGGAGCAGCACAAGGACCGGAACCUGGUGCCCAAGAAGCAGCGUCUGGUCUUCACCGACCUGCAGCGCCGCACGCUCAUUGCCAUCUUCAAGGAGAACAAGCGUCCGUCAAAGGAGAUGCAGAUCACCAUCUCUCAGCAGCUGGGCCUGGAGCUCAGCACGGUCAGCAACUUCUUCAUGAACGCCCGCAGACGCUGCUCGGACCGCUGGCACGACGAGCACCACCACCACCACCAGCCGCAGCAGCAGGGGCAGCAGCAGCAGCAGCAGCAGCAUCACGGCUCCAGCCCGGUCCAACCGGGCCCCUCCGCCAGCACCUUCUCCAAGGCCUGA
This is a messenger RNA of Alosa alosa (allis shad), 1579 nucleotides long. RefSeq names its product one cut homeobox 3b (gene onecut3b). Gene Ontology annotation, molecular function: RNA polymerase II cis-regulatory region sequence-specific DNA binding; DNA-binding transcription factor activity, RNA polymerase II-specific. Gene Ontology annotation, cellular component: nucleus. The transcript has 2 exons. Gene Ontology annotation, biological process: regulation of transcription by RNA polymerase II. The record is from RefSeq and is a predicted model, not a curated record. Bases 200 to 1579 code for a protein of 459 amino acids. NCBI's taxonomy places the organism in Eukaryota, Metazoa, Chordata, Actinopteri, Clupeiformes, Clupeidae.